Messenger RNA from Trichechus manatus latirostris (Florida manatee), 1335 nucleotides. RefSeq names its product ring finger protein 39 (gene RNF39). The record is from RefSeq and is a predicted model, not a curated record. Gene Ontology annotation, molecular function: ubiquitin protein ligase activity; protein binding. Gene Ontology annotation, cellular component: cytoplasm. Gene Ontology annotation, biological process: protein ubiquitination. NCBI's taxonomy places the organism in Eukaryota, Metazoa, Chordata, Mammalia, Sirenia, Trichechidae.
AUGCAUGCCAAGAGCGAGCCCGGGCACCCUUCCCACCGCGCACCACAGGCAGAGGGCCUGCUGAGGUGGGGAGAUUCACGAAGACUGAGGCUUGGGGAGAAGAGCGAGGCAGUCCCAGGAGAGGGCAGCAAAGGCGCAGAAAGUUAAUGCGGGAAACAGAAGUUCAUUGAGUCAGCGAGCAGCAGGGCCAGGCCGCCAUCUGCGCGCUCGAAGGCGGCCACGGUGGUCGCGGAAGGGGUGGCGCCCAGACCCGGGCUCCCCAUGGAGGCGCAUGAGUCGGACCUGAGGCUGUUGGAGCGUCUGGAGCAGCUGGCGACCUGCCCGCUGUGCGAGGGCCCUUUCCAGGACCCAGUGCUCCUGGCGUGUGAGCACAGCUUCUGCCGCGCGUGCCUGGUUCUCCGCUGGGGGCCCCGGCCAGCAACCGGCACCGAGGCCACCCCCACCGCCUGCCCUUGCUGCGGCCGGCCGUGCCCCCGCCGCAGCCUGAGGUCUAAUGUGCGGCUGGCGGUGGAGGUGCGAAUCAGCCGCGGGCUGUGCGAGAAGCUGGCCGACACCCGGGCGGGCGCCGUCAGACGCCGCGGGGGCCGUAUCCCCACCAUCGGCUGGCUGGAUCCGCAGGGAGAGGACAUGAGAAAGACAUGGAGCAGAUUUGAUGCCCCAAUGCCCAAGUCACCUAACUCAAAGGAUGACCUCCCUGAAGAUUACCCAGUGGUCAAAAACAUGCUUCACAGACUGACUGCUGACCUUACCCUGGAUCCUGGCACCGCGCACCGCCACCUCAUCAUCUCCUCCGACUGCCGCAGUGUCCGACUGGCCCCACCAGGGAUGUCUGCGCCCCCUGACAGCCCCGAGCGCUUCGACCAGCUCCCCGCAGUGCUGGGCGCACAGGGCUUUGGCGCCGGCCGCCACUGCUGGGAGGUGGAGACCGCGGACACCACCUCCUGCGGGGAUUCUUCUGGGGAGGAUGAGGACGAUGGGGAGAGCAGCUACGCCAUAGGCGCGGCCGGAGAGUCCGUGCGACGCAAGGGCCGCGUAGGGCUGUGCCCCGCGGGGGCCGUGUGGGCUGUGGAGGGCCGCGGCGGCCGCCUUUGGGCCCUCACGGCCCCAGAGCCCACUCUGCUGGGCGGCGCCGGGCCCCCGCCGCGGCUCAUUCGUGUGGACUUGGACUGGGAGCGAGGCCGCGUGGCUUUCUACGACGGCCGCUCUCUCGACCUGCUCUUCGCCUUCCAGGCACCUGGACCGCUGGGAGAGCGCGUCUUCCCACUGCUCUGCACCCGCGACCCCCGCGCCCCACUCCGCAUUGUGCCACCCACCCCACCGCCCAUUUCAGCCUAG